Exophiala xenobiotica is the source of this 1522-nucleotide messenger RNA. RefSeq lists its product as uncharacterized. Gene Ontology annotation, cellular component: plasma membrane; fungal-type vacuole. The coding region runs from base 435 to 1394 and encodes 319 amino acids. NCBI's taxonomy places the organism in Eukaryota, Fungi, Ascomycota, Eurotiomycetes, Chaetothyriales, Herpotrichiellaceae. The record is from RefSeq and is a predicted model, not a curated record. The transcript has 4 exons.
ACACAAUAUGUGAGGGUCAUAGCCAUGCUUAGUCGCUCGCUUCUCCUCGCCCUCAGCCGCCUGCCAUGUCUCGCAGCAACAUGCUUCUUGGCCCUUUUAGCCAAAAGGUGGCCGGACGUUGGCAUCCCCUGUGUGCUCCUGAGAUGGGUCCACUUUACUCUACGGCCUUAUCCAGCCCAUGGAGAUCGGGGAGACGGUGAGUCUGCCAAAAGGUCUCAUCCGUUCAAGGCUAUCAUGUUUAAUUUGAGGACUCCUUACCUCGAGGUAUAAAGCGGGCAGACGCGACAUGCCUCAUGUUGCCCAUUGACUUCCUCAUAUUCACCGACACAAGAACAGUAACUAGCAAGACUCGUUCACCCAAACCACCUACUCCUCCUCCGGUACCUUCACAACAACACCACUCCCUAGGACAAUUGACUACCUGAACCGCCAACAUGUCGUCCCACCAGCCUCAUUACAUCUCCCCCAACGGCACGGUCUACAUUGCCGGCGGCCAAGACAACAACUGCACCAUAUCAGUCUGUCCCGUGGAGCUCAGUGUCUAUGGCUACCGUCCCUCCCUCGGCCUGAGUAGCGCACUCAUAGCUCUCUACGCCAUCUGCUGCAUCAUUCAAGUGGCCUUUGGCUGGCGAUACAAGACCUGGGGCUUCAUGACUGCCAUGUUGCUCGGGUGCGUUGAUGAGAUCCUUGGCUACGUUGGUAGGAUCAUGAUGUACCAGAACCCAUUCGAACAUCCGGGCUUCAUCAUGCAAAUUGUUCUGAUCACCAUUGGCCCCGUCUUCUUCUCCGCCGCGGUAUAUGUCAUGCUCUACCAGAUUAUCAACUACAUCUCCAUCAAGCACUCACGCUUCAACCCCCGACUCUUCUAUUACAUCUUCAUCCCGUGCGACGUGGUCAGCUUGAUCCUCCAAGCCGUCGGCGGCGCAAUGUCGUCCACGUCGAACGGGUCCUCCGAAGCUGGGGUCAACAUCGCUUUGGCCGGGUUGGUCCUCCAAGUCGUCACACUCUUCGUCUUCAUGUGUUUUGGUGUCGACUACUUCGUCCGCAGUCGCAGUGUCUGGCGAUCAGCCCGGAUCCCGAAGAAGUUCACCGUCUUCGUGGUUUUCCUGUCGCUAGCAACCAUCUUGAUCCUUGUGCGUUGCUGCUAUCGUGUAUACGAGUUGAACCAAGGAUAUUCGAGGGACAGCGAGGCUUUGAGAGAUCAGUCGCUGUUCAUCGGGCUUGAGGCUAUAAUGGUUAUCCUCUCCGCAUAUGCAUUGGUCGUCGCACAUCCUGGACCGGUGUUCCAGACAGGUCAGCGACAUGUGGUCGAGGAAGAAGUUGUUGAACAGAAACAGAUGGGCAAUAUUUCCGGGUCUUCAGAAUCUUCCGAAUUGGCAGGUGGGAGAGUUUGAAAGCUGCAGUGGGCAAGGACGGCAUAAGACCUGCAAGAUGGAGGUCAUGGAUAUCGUUCUAUUAUUAGUCAUACCAGGGCUUGAGACGGGAUUACUGUCAAGAACAAUCUGAUGAUUGAUCCAUGGAG